UUUCAGAUUUUUUCAUUCACAAAUAUCCUUACACCCUGAGUCACAGUAGAAAGUCUUUCUACAAGUAUAACCAGAAUGUUUCUUUCAAAACUAGUUAUCACCAAUGCAUUGAUGCUAAUCCUUUUCCUUUUCAUGUAUGAGUCUGAGAGUGCAUCAAAUUCUUACGGUUUACUUAAUGUUGGUGAUGGUGCUAACAUCAAUCCACCAUUUGCUCAUCAGAAAGUGAAUCUGUCUGUGUACUAUAACAGCCUUUGCCAAUCUUGUGCAAAAUUCAUUAUUAAGGAUCUGAAGAAGGUCUUUGACGGCAAUCUCAUCAGCAUUAUGAAUCUUCGGCUAGUCCCUUGGGCCAAUUCUCACUUCAAUAACACCAACAGUUCCAUAUCAUGCCAGAAUGGGCCAGAUGAAUGUGAGCUAAAUUCAUUGGAAUCAUGUGCCCUUAAUCUUUGGGAUAAAGUGGACAUUCAAUAUCAAUUGAUCAACUGCUUUGAGUUUCUGGCAAUUAGUGGAACCAUUAACACAUGGAAGGAAUGUUUAGACCAGUUGGGUUUGCCUAAGGAACUUUUUCUGAAUUGCUUCAACAUGGGAAAUGGGACACAGCUUGGACAAACAUAUAUUAAUGAAAUUUCACACCUUUCUCCAUCUCCUUCAUUUGUACCAUGGGUGGUAGUGAACAAUCAACCUGUUGGAAAAGACUAUGCAAAUUUUACACAUUAUGUUUGCAAGGCUUACAGAGGAGUUGCUGUUCCAGAUGUCUGCAAAUCUCCUUUGAAAUGAAUGCUACUGAGAAAUAAAAUCAGUUAUUUAAUAAUA
This is a messenger RNA of Vigna radiata var. radiata (mung bean), 810 nucleotides long. Its product is annotated as gamma-interferon-inducible lysosomal thiol reductase-like. The transcript is spliced from 5 exons. The record is from RefSeq and is a predicted model, not a curated record. Gene Ontology annotation, molecular function: oxidoreductase activity, acting on a sulfur group of donors, disulfide as acceptor. Lineage: Eukaryota; Viridiplantae; Streptophyta; Magnoliopsida; Fabales; Fabaceae. The coding region runs from base 76 to 774 and encodes 232 amino acids.